This is a messenger RNA of Saccharomyces eubayanus, 2802 nucleotides long. RefSeq names its product protein kinase NNK1 (gene NNK1). Gene Ontology annotation, molecular function: ATP binding; tau-protein kinase activity; protein serine/threonine kinase activity. The record is from RefSeq and is a predicted model, not a curated record. Lineage: Eukaryota; Fungi; Ascomycota; Saccharomycetes; Saccharomycetales; Saccharomycetaceae. Gene Ontology annotation, cellular component: cytoplasm. Gene Ontology annotation, biological process: protein phosphorylation; intracellular signal transduction; microtubule cytoskeleton organization. The coding region runs from base 1 to 2802 and encodes 933 amino acids. The transcript has a single exon.
AUGUAUACGUCGCAACGACAACUACGACAAAAUGAGAGCCCGAUUUCAUCGCCAUCACGUUCGUCACAGCCUUCCUCCGGCACGCCAUCGCCAUUAUCUGGCUCUCCAGCAUCGAAUCACAGCUAUGGAAGGGAUAUGCGAGGCAUGGUAGGAAUUGAUAUACCUGCUAACGAGGCGGCGCCGGAGAGGGUGAACAGCAGCGAUACGCUCUACUUCAGGCCCAAGAAGAUUUACCAGAUGGAACAUGAGCAUCCAUCGCGGUCUACUCUCGUGCAGCUGCAUAGCAAACCGCACCCAGAAGAUUCCGCCAGUAGCUACAAGAAUGCUAAUGCUGAUGCUGGGCGUGGUGGCGUUGAGUCGGGAAAGUCGUGUGGCAAGCAGCCUUUACACACGAUGGGGGCAGAGUACGUCCCAGAUUUGGACUUCACAAAGCUAGUUGAUGAUUGGCAAAAGUCCAGUGACGAUUUUUACGAGUUCAGAAACAGUGCUACUCCGCAGGUGGAAAUUAAAAACGAUAGUAAAGGCAACUAUGAACUUUGGAACUCUCCAGAGGCAAUAUUGGGUCGACACCAACUUAGAAGAGACAGUUUUUCCCAGGGAAAUAGCGAUUCAAUGAGUCCAGAAGGCUCUCUCUUAUCGAGAGAUUUGCACUCUAAUGUCAAGCCUAUCCCUUUACCCAGGAAUAGUCAACCAAUAUUCACACCGCUUUCCAACUUGGAAGCGGAGAGACGAUCCUCGUAUACAACUAGUAGCAACAACAACAGCAUUACACAAAGUAAUAAACUUCCCUUCGCCAAAAUGAAGUACUCACUCCCAAUUCAAGGCACGACAGUUCCUGCAUCCUUUGAUUCGAACGUUUCAUCCUUGAAUUUCCUUCCCACAACCACAUUAUCGACAUUAUCAGAACUACAGCUAAGCCCCAAUGCUAUGGUAGAUUUGAUUCAGAAACUGCCCAGGAAUUUUUUAAAUUUGCCCUACUCACAAAGGAAAAAGGUGAUGAUUGAAUAUGCACCACACCAGGACUACAAAGCCCUGAUGUCAUUGGUGAAAAAGUUCAUGCUAACAUCUUCAAAGAGUAAUUUCUCUCUCACUGGGUUUGUCAAUAAUGCUCCAGCUACUGAGGUCACCACUACCAAUAGCAACAACAAUUUUCAAAAUACUAGCAGGAAUCAGUCCAAUAACGGCAACGAUAACAAUGCAAAUGCGCGCCCACCUCAGCGAUCUAGGCAUGGCUCAAUUGCAUCUCAGUUUUUGAGCUCAUUUUCACCUUCCAUGACUUCAAUAGCAAACAUGAACACCAAUUCAUUGAGCGGCUGCGCCAGCGGCAGUGUGAGACCCGAUGAUAAAGGUAUGGAAAUAUUAGGACACCGAUUAGGUAAAAUUAUAGGUUUCGGGGCAUGGGGUAUAAUACGUGAAUGCUUCGAUAUCGAGACGGGUGUCGGAAGAGUGAUAAAAAUUGUGAAAUUCAAAGGCCAUGCAAAAAUCAAGAGGCAGGUGUUGAGAGAAGUAGCCAUAUGGAGGACUUUAAAGCACAAUCGAAUACUUCCCCUUUUGGACUGGAGGCUUGAUGAAAACUACGCAAUGUACUGUUUAACGGAAAGGAUCAAUGAAGGAACCUUGUAUGACUUGGUGAUAUCCUGGGAUGAAUCCAAACGCUCUAAAAUAUCAUUUGCAGAGAGAUGCAAAAUGACUAUUUUUUUGAUUUUGCAGCUACUAUCUGCUUUGAAGUACAUGCAUUCCAAAAAGAUUGUUCACGGUGACAUUAAAUUAGAAAAUUGUCUUUUACAAAAAGGACAUAAAAAAUCAGAAUGGAAGGUGAUUCUAUGCGACUUUGGAAUGAGUUGUCAUUUCGAUGACAAACAUCCCUACCGCAACGAUACUAAAGAUAAAAGUAUCAACAGUAGCAAAAGAUCUAGAAACGAAAGCGGAGAAGAAACAAGUUUGGUUAAAUAUCCCACAACUAACUUUCUACCUGAUGAACUAACCAACGACUUUGACGUAAAUGAAGACCUCAAAUAUCAGUUUAAAAAUCGGAAAUAUGAUUCCUAUACACCAAAAAAAGUGGCCAGCUCUAGCUCUUAUUCACUAAAGCCUCUUAACUCACCAUCUUCAUCAUCUUCCAACCUAUUUCACAAGCCGGCCUCUCAACCACAGCCACAACACCGAUACCCGUUUCAUGGGAGACACAAUACUACAGUUUUUCCAAAUUUGGGACCCGAGCCUUCCAAGUAUAUCGGAUCCUUACCUUACGCUUCCCCAGAGCUUUUAAAGUACUCGGACACAAGACGCUCGAAGUCGGUUGACUUGCAUAUUUAUGAUUCGCCCGACUCUUCUCAAUCAGAAAUUAGCGCGGCAUCCUUAUCUUCCUCUAACUCGUCCUCUACAUCAUCGACUGGAAAUGCAUCCAUGAACACCAAGCCUGGUGUAGCUAAAAACUCACCAUCGAGUUCUCUAAUCGAUGAACCAUGUAACACUUCUCCUUUAGGGCCAGCGUCCGAUAUUUGGGCAUUAGGAGUGAUGCUUUAUACGAUAUUAGUAGGAAAGUUACCAUUCAAUCAUGAAUUCGAACCUAGACUACGCUCUUUAAUUAAAUCAGGCGAGUUUGACCGGAUUUCGUUAGCUCAAGUCUGUAAAUAUGACAAGAAAAGCACCGAAGAAACCAUGUUUCAAGGGUUGUAUGACACAGUUAUUGGAUGCUUGACGAUUGAUUUAGACAAAAGGUGGAGUCUCGAGAGAAUAGAGGAGGUCUUUCAAAACGAAAUAAAACUAAAUGAGUCCAUUUACGAUGAUAAUGAUUUAUGA